This is a messenger RNA of Penaeus vannamei (Pacific white shrimp), 1705 nucleotides long. Lineage: Eukaryota; Metazoa; Arthropoda; Malacostraca; Decapoda; Penaeidae. The record is from RefSeq and is a predicted model, not a curated record.
AUGGAGAUGACUGACUCGAAGGGGCCAAAUGUGUCGGCUGCGGGCGUGGCGUCACAGCAGGGGAAGAGCUCAAUCAGUGGCAUGUUGUCGGACUUCACCCGUGCCCUGGGCCUCGGCGGCAACUCCCCGAAGGACGAGCAGAAGGGGCAGGUGGCCGCCACGUACCAGCAGCAGCAGAAGCAAGCUCAAAGCCAGAUGCAGACUCAGGCCAACCUGAUCACGUCCCAGAUGGCCGGCCAGCAGCAGCAGGCUCAGAUGGCAGGCCACCAGCAGGGCCAGAUGGUGGGCGGGCAGCAGGUGUACACGUCCAGCGGGCAGGUGGUGACCCAGCUGGCCAACCACGUGGGCCCCGGAGUGACCAACGCGCCCAACACGGUCGUCGGAGGCCAAGUUGUACAGAAUCCUACCGUGGUCGUGAGCGCAGGCCAGCAGCCCGGAGGCCAGCCCCUGCUCUUCCAACAGAUGACCCCCGCACAACAGCUGCAGCUGCAACAAAUGCAGCUGCAGCACCAAGCACAACACCUGAAGAAGAUGCGCCGCCAGGACCAGGCGGCCGCGCUGCAACAGCAGCUCAUAACGCAGGGCAAGAUCUCGCCGACGCCCCUCAGGAAGGACGCCCCGACUGCGGUCCCCGGCCUGCAGCAGCUGCAGAACCUGCAGCAGCAGCACCUGGCAGGGAAGGUGGGCGCCCGCGUCAACUCGAACCUGCCGACGGCCGCCCUGCUGCAGCAGUCGACCAUCGCCACGAGCGACGGGAAGCCGCGCAUGUUGGUCAUGCCCGGCCAGACCAUACCCACCUCGGAGACGCCGCUGUCCUCGCUCCAUAGGGCGCGCCUCCGCUCCUCCUCAGACCAGCUGGCGUCACCCGAAGAGUUUAGCAUGUCGGGGGUGAACGCCCAGCUGGCCAUGCUCACCGGCACCCCCAGCACCCCCGCGGGCACCCCCAGGGGCCUCCGCGACGACUCCUCGGACACCAUGAGCGAGACCGACAGCCAGAAGAGCCUCAGGAUUCGCCGCAAGUUGCCGCACCUUCCGCCAGACCAGGAGGCGGCGCCGCUGCCGUCGCAUAAAAAGAAUUCUUUCGGACUCAACGCCAAGGACAGAGUCAGGUCACAGAUGGCGCGCCAGUCUUCCCUGGACGGCACCAGCUCCUCCGGGCGUGUGGGUGGGUCCCUCUCCAUGGGUAGACCUUCUUCAAGUAUGACCAAUCUAGCUAAUAUAUCCAAAACUCCAGAUAUCACAGCAGCUGCCAGAAUACAUGCAGAACCUGAAGGAACAGCUGAGGGAGGAGCUCAAGUCCACCACAGGCGACCGGCGGGCCAUCCUGGAGGCCGAGCUGCUCCGGCUGCAUGAAGACCGGCGCCGUGCCCUCACAGAUAAGGACAAGGACAGGGACGGUCGCCUGCGCAGGGAGCUGGACCGCCUAUCCUCUUCCAGCUACACGGGAUCGCUCACGCUCAAGCAGAGAAUGGAAAUACAGCGUCGCCUGGGCAUGGCUGGCACGAGCAAUUCCACUGGGUCAGCCAGCUCCUCCCCAAGGAACCACCGCCGCAGGGGGCACAGGCGCCAAAUGUCCGACCCAAAGAUUUUCUCUUCAAUAUCCCCUAUAAAGGAGGACAAGGACUUGGAGAAAGAACUGGAGAGAGUAAGUUGAGUUCUGAUAUUAAGAUCCUCUCGGUUCCUCAGCUCUUCCGUAUGUAGUUCA